Molecule: messenger RNA, 1148 nt
Organism: Helianthus annuus (common sunflower)
Lineage: Eukaryota; Viridiplantae; Streptophyta; Magnoliopsida; Asterales; Asteraceae
Product: delta(3,5)-Delta(2,4)-dienoyl-CoA isomerase, peroxisomal
Exons: 2
Coding region: 136-972 (278 amino acids)
Cellular component (GO): peroxisome
Molecular function (GO): delta(3,5)-delta(2,4)-dienoyl-CoA isomerase activity
Source: RefSeq, a predicted model, not a curated record
GGUGAAGAACACGUUCAAAUGUCAAAGUAGGACAACUCUAUACCCCUCAUAAUUUGACUUUUAUACAAUCAUCAAUUACAUGUAUAUCCUCUUUCACUUGUUCUUCCCUCAUUCAACCCCAACCCAAAAUCCAAAAUGGAAACACAGAACUACACCACCAUCAAAAUCACUCAACAAAACCCCAACUCCCCAGUCUUCACCCUCUCCCUCAACCGCCCACACCACAGCAACGCACUCUCCCUCCAAUUCUUCACCGAAUUCCCCAACGCCAUAUCAUCCCUCGACCAAAACCCUAACGUCGCCCUCAUCCUCUUAUCCGGCACCGGCAACCACUUCUGCUCCGGCAUCGACCUCACCUCCAUAUCCUCCCUCACCGCCGACGUCCAAUCCUCCUCCGACCGCGGCCGUUCCGGCGAAAAACUACUCCGCCAGAUCAAGCACAUGCAGGAUGCCAUCACGAGUAUUGAAAAUUGCCGGAAACCGGUGAUCGCGUGUGUACACGGUGCUUGUAUUGGUGGAGGAGUUGAUAUUGUAAGUGCGUGUGAUGUUAGGUAUUGUACGGAGGAUGCGUUUUUUUCGGUUAAGGAAGUGGAUUUAGCGAUCACGGCGGAUCUUGGAUCGUUGCAAAGGUUGCCCGGGAUUGUAGGGUUUGGGAAUGCUAUGGAGUUGGCUUUGACUGCUAGGCGGUUUUCGGGUUUGGAAGCAAAGGAGUUGGGGCUCGUUUCGAAGGUGUUUGGGUGUAGAGAGGAGAUGGAGGAAGGUGUGAGGGUUAUUGCAGAGGGAAUUGCUGCAAAAUCUCCACUUGCUGUGAUUGGGACAAAAAGAGUGAUGCUAAAAAGUAGAGACUUGACAUUGGAUCAAGGUCUGGAUCAUGUUGCUACAUGGAACUCUGCUACGCUUUUAUCAAGCGAUUUAGAGGCGGUAAUGAAAGCACACCUGCGAAAAACGAAACCUUCGUUCUCUAAGCUAUGAUCAACCACUUUCCUUCGUUGUUGGUAAACUAUUUCUACAUGUUGCUAAAAUUAUAUAUAUGUAUUUCAUAUUAUGUCAAAAGUUUAAGUUUGUUUAGGCUGACAUUAACAUUUGCAAGCCAAUGCAAACGGUAGCUAGUCGUGCUUGAUAGCAUAAAUAAGAAUGUUCAGUGGUAA